UACAAACAGUUUAGACGCACUCUAUUUCCCAAAAACAUGAAAACUGUGACGGUGUGCACUAAACAAGGUGUUGUACGCGGAAUAGAAUCAAAAAAUUAUAAAGAUGGAAUAUUUUAUAGUUUUUAUGGGAUACCAUACGCAAAACCACCGUUAGGAGAAUUAAGAUUUAAGGCUCCUCAACCACCAAUACCUUGGAAACAUGAAUUCGAUGCAACAUUUGAAAAAGAUUGUUGUAUAGCUCCGAAUUUAUACACGGGACAAAUCGAAGGGGGUGAAGAUUGUUUACAUUUAAAUAUUUACACAAGAAAUGUAUCAAUAAACGAUUCGGAAUCAAUCCAAUUAAAGCCGGUUAUUGUAUUUAUACAUCCCGGUGCUUUUACAACUGGAAAUACGAAAACGGAAUUUUACGGCCCCGAUUUUUUGAUGACACAAGAUAUCGUUUUGGUUUUAAUAAGUUAUCGAUUAGGAAUAUUGGGUUGGUCUCGCUUAGAUGAUUCGAGUUUAGGAAUUCCUGGGAAUCAAGGUCUUCGUGAUGUGAUAAUGGGCUUAAAAUGGGUUAAUGAAAACAUCGAGUUUUUUUGUGGUGAUCCAAAUAAUGUAACUAUUUUCGGCGAUAGCGCUGGUGCAGUUAUUGCGCAUAACGUUGUUUUACUUGCACAGUGCAAAAAUCUUGUUCAUAAAAUAAUUAUUCAUAGUGGUUCGGCAUUAUGUCAUUGGGGAAUUGGAAGAAGAGAUUCGUUGAAAGAAGCAGCGAAAUAUUUGGGGUGUCCAUCUCACGUUGACAAAGAUAUUUUAGAGUUCCUUCAAAACCAACCAAUUGAAAAAUUAAUCCAAGGACAAUUACAAGCGAAAGUUGGAAUUGCAGCAAGUCUUCCAAGAUAUUUUUAUCCAGUAAUUGAAGAACCCAAUAAUAUAGAAGAACCUCUAAUAACUGAAGAUCCAAGAAAAGUUAUAAGCGAGGGAAAAUCAUUAAAAAUCCCCAUGUUAAUCGGAUAUAACUCAGAUGAAGGUUUAUUUUUUGAUUACCAAAUUAAAAAUAGAUUAAAAAAAGACAAAAAUAACUCAAUUCUACCAGAUUUUGAAACUUUAGUGCCUCAUCCAUUAGGAUUUAAACGCGGCUCCCCAGAAUCGAUAUUAAUCGCUGAAAAAACCAAACAAUUUUAUUUUAACGGAAAAUCCCCCACGAUUGAAAACCGCAAACAAUUCUACCGACUUUACCUCGAUAAUUUUUUUGGUUACGUCGUCCAAGACACCGCUCGAAGACAUUUUAAAAAUACAAAUCAACCCAUUUACUUUUUUAAAUUCGCUUUUGAUGGAAAUCUUAACAUGUACAAAAAAAUUCAAGGUAGCGACCGUCCGGGCGCUUCACACUCAGACGAUUUGUGUUAUUUGUUCAAAAUGUCUAAAAAUCCACCGAUUGAGAAAAAUAGUGUGGAAGAAAAAGUUAUGACGCAGAUGAUCAAAUUAUGGACGAAUUUCGCGAAAAAUGGAAAUCCAAAUUUCUUUCAGAAUGAUGAUCAAUUUCUGGAAUGGAAACCUAUUGAAAAAAAUAAGCUUCAUUAUUUGCAUAUUAAUGACGAUUUUACUGUUGGGGUUGAUCCUGAUAAAGAAGCUUUUGAUUUUUGGGAUUCAAUUUAUAAUAUGUCGCCGAUAUCGAAAUUGUGAUGAUAAAGAAAUGAAUAAAUUAAUGUAUUUUUUUUUAAUUAGUUAAUUAUAACAUUUAUGUUGAGUUAA
Onthophagus taurus is the source of this 1734-nucleotide messenger RNA. RefSeq names its product juvenile hormone esterase-like. Lineage: Eukaryota; Metazoa; Arthropoda; Insecta; Coleoptera; Scarabaeidae. The record is from RefSeq and is a predicted model, not a curated record.